This is a messenger RNA of Mesitornis unicolor (brown roatelo), 670 nucleotides long. RefSeq names its product P2X purinoceptor 7-like. The record is from RefSeq and is a predicted model, not a curated record. Lineage: Eukaryota; Metazoa; Chordata; Aves; Mesitornithiformes; Mesitornithidae.
GCCUGCUGUUCUGAGGAGUUCUGAAGACUUCGCUGUGCUAAUAAAGAACAACGUUCACUUCCCAAAAUUUAAUUAUGCCAUUUGUCUCUUCCUCUUUUUCAAGACAUUAAUGGUGAUGUGUGUGUCCUAAGUUGAGGAGCCAGAUAUUACCUUGAUAAAGAAGCCUCUGAAAACAAGCUUGCAGCAUGCUCAAGGCAGUAUUGCUGAGAGCCACCCUGUGAAAUUCUAUGAUGCUGCCAGCUGCUGCACCAAUGAGUCCAACGAGGACCAUGAUAAUGAAGAAUACGGCACCUGUGACUGCCAGAAGUGGUGCUGCUGUGGCAAAUGCCAGCCAGCACAGAAAUACUACGAGCAGCAAUGCUGCCAAAGGAAAACAGGACAGUGCCUCACGACUUCCCAUUGGUUUCAGCAGCUGGUGGUGUCCAGGCACACCCUGACGAAAGCCCUUCUCUACAAAGACCCCUUUCUGGACUUAAGGGAUGGCAAUAUCAACAACCAACUGCAUCACCUCGCGUACAAGCAGUACGUUCACUGGUGCCUUGGCUCUUUUGAUCUGGAAAACAGAGCCAUCGUCCCAAGCUUCUGCAGAUGGAAAAUCAGAGAUGCAUAUCCCAAAGCAGUCAACAACUAUACUGGUUUUAAGAUGGAAGGAGGAUGUAGCACAACUUGA